GAAACAUUUUCAUUAUUUAGACCUAAUAAAAAUACAAUUCAGUUGAUGUUGCCUUCCAAAUACUACUUACUUCUACUCCCAAUUAGGAAUGUAAUACUAGGAAGCAGUCUGGCAGAAACAUAUUUCCUAUAUGUUCAUGAAUUUCAGUGUCAUUAAGGCUUUGAUUCAAAGGUACUUUUUAAGUGUUUCACAUUUUGUUGUUUAUCCUCACAGCAAACCUGUGAUAUAUGUAGAGGGUAAGUCAUAUCUCCAUUGUUUGAGUGUAUUUGAGACCAGAGAUAAAUAACUCUAUUAAAUUGUAAGCAAAUGAAUGAAUAGAAAAACCUCUAGAUUUACCUCUAGAUCAGUAAUUAGUCUUUUUACAGAACUGUUCCUUUAUUAAUGUAUAUAUACUACUGCUUAUCUCUCUGUACCAUGCUUUCGUGAGAGGCAUUUUUUUAAUAAUUUAAUUUUCCUGAACAGUAAUGUUAGUUUGCAGACAGUUUGCUCAUCAUCAGCAUUUUAAUAGACCUUGUUUGGAAGUACCAUUUAAAAAUGUUCUGAUACCUUAAAACAGAAACUAGAAUUCAAUUUUAGACCUUUACAGUCACUUUUGUGGCACUCUUAUAGGUGAAUUACUUUAUCAGAAACUUACAAAACUGAAUUAUAUUCAUUCAGUAUGUUUUGGAUCAAGUUUAAGGCCCAGAUUAAGUAUAUCUGAUUUUUUUAAUGACUAAGUUUUAUUCUAGGUGUUAGCUUUAAGGGAGUAAAAUAUUAAUGCAGCCACUGAAUAAUAGAGAAUGUGUGAUUUUUCAAAGAUAGAUGUAUAGUUUCUUUUAACUUUGCAAAUUAAUAGUUAUUUUUUGUGAACACUUAAGGUAUUCAAAUAAUAUAAAUCCAUGUUUUAAAAAUUAAUUCAGUGACCUUUUCAGAAUGGGGCAUAAAUAAAAUUAAAGGUUCUUUCACUCUCUGGGUUUAGCACUGUGUCCUUACAUAAAUGAAUAUUUGUAUGUGAUAUACUGUUACCACCUUAGUCAGUUGUCAUGAUCUAAGAAUGAGAUGAAAAGAAACUUUCUCAUGCCCUUUAUUCCGUGAGUAAUUGCAGGAGGGGAACGAUUUAUUAUAGUUGAGGGAGAAAGAAGGUCCUCUAUUUAUGUCCCCACAGUUGUAUGGUACAUAAUUUUUGUAUUUUAUAUGUUUAUAAUUUUUUAUUUUAAUCUAGAGACUUGAGGGCUUUAUUUUAUUUUGUCUUUGCUGAAGAAAGGAAAUUAAUUCUAAAGCUGACUUAUUGUGACUCUCAAGGAAUUACCACAUGAAAUAUCCUAGAGUGAAUUGAUGAGCCUUUUCUUUAGAGGCAGGUUUGUUGUUCUUAUUUGGGUUGGUGCUUCCUGUCUUUAAUGUGUCUCAAAACACCAGGGUAAAGUGUAGUUACAGAUAAAAAUCUCUUUUUUUUUUUCAAUUAACCUACGCCAUUCAUAUUAUCAUUAUCUUAAGGUUGUUUUUCUUUGUUUUUUUCGUUGGUUUAUAUUUCCUAUAUUAGAAGUAAGUCAGUUUAGACUUGUCAAAGAAAAUAGGAUUUCUCUUCAUCCUCAAUUCAUGUCCUUCAUACUUCCAAACUACUGUAGUUCUUUUGCAAUCAGUCUAUAAUUAUCAUGAGAUUAACCAGUUUUGUAGUCCAGUAGUGUUACGUUUAUUGUAAUAUUACAAUUUUUACCUGGCAGGCUUACCUUCAACAGACUCAAGAACUGGUUUUACUUGAAACCAUAAUGCUACAAACCCUAGGUAUGUACUGCUGUCAGAUAUUUUUGUGUGUGUUCUUCAGUGCAGUGUUCUAAGUAAAGGAAAAUAAUUCUGGAAUAAUUUUAUCAUUGAAGAAAGUUUAAUUUUUAAACUAGAUUUGGGGGCAGAAUAGUAUUGUCUGGUUAUAAGGAAAUCAUUUUUUAAUUUAUUUCGUUUGGUGUAAUUUAACUGAAUGGUAAAAACCUUCAUUGUGAUAUCUUAUACUUUCAGGUAGUUGAGACACUGUGCUUCACUCUGCAUUUACAUUGGAGAGCAAAGUGGUCCAUUAGGAUUGUAAUGUGUACAAUGAUUGUAAUGUGUACAAGCAUACAUGACAGAGCUUAUAGUCAGUUUUGAGAUCACCAUUGAACACCCACACACAGAUGUGGUGAAAUGUACCCAGUUAGUAAGAGCAAGCAAGGAUUUGGCACAGACAUCCUAUUUCAUGGCUACCAACAGUCUACAUCUUACAACCUUCUGUCUUCAGUACAAACCAACAGUGAUAGCAUGUGUAUGCAUUCAUUUGGCUUGCAAAUGGUCCAACUGGGAGAUUCCUGUGUCAACUGAUGGAAAACAUUGGUGGGAAUAUGUGGAUCCUACAGUUACUCUAGAAUUACUAGAUGAGCUAACACAUGAGUUUCUACAAAUAUUGGAGAAAACGCCUAGUAGGUUGAAGAGGAUUCGAAACUGGAGGGCUAAUCAGGCGGCUAGGAAACCAAAAGUAGAUGGACAAGUAUCAGAAACACCACUUCUUGGUUCAUCUUUGGUCCAGAAUUCCAUUUUAGUAGAUAGUGUUACUGGUGUGCCUACAAACCCAAGUUUUCAGAAACCAUCUACAUCAGCAUUCCCUGCACCAGUACCUCUAAAUUCAGGAAAUAUUUCUGUUCAAGACAGCCAUACACCUGAUAACUUGUCAUUGCUAACACCGGGAAUGCCAAGUACCUCAUACGGUUUGUCAUCACACCAAGAAUGGCCUCAACAUCAAGAAUCAGCAAGGACAGAACAGAUGUAUUCACAGAAACAGGAGGCAUCUUUGUCUGGUAGCCAGUACAACAUCAGCUUCCAGCAAGGACCUUCUGUGUCACUACACACAGGAUUGCAUCACAGACCUGACCGAGGUUCCGAUCAUCCUUCUGUUAAGCAAGAAUAUACUCACAAAGUGGGAGGCAGUAAACACCAUGGGCCACUUUCUGCUACUCCUGGAGUAAUUCCUCAGAAAAUGUCUUUAGAUAAAUAUAGAGAAAAGCGUAAGUUAGAAACCCUUGAUCUGGAUGUUCGAGAACAGUAUGUAGCUGCCCAGGUAGAGCAGCACAAACACAUGCAGCCACAGGCAGCCGGCAGCAGUUCUGUGACUUCUCCCAUUAAAAUGAAAAUUCCCAUCGCAAAUGCUGAAAAACCUGAAAAACACUUGGUAGAAAAGAAGGAAAAGAGUGGAUCGCUGAAACUGCGAAUUCCAAUACCACCAACUGAUAAAAGCGCCAGUAAAGAAGAACUGAAAAUGAAGAUAAAAGUUUCUUCUUCAGAAAGACACAGCUCUUCCGAUGAAGGCAGUGGGAAGAGCAAACAUUCAAGCCCACAUAUCAGCCGAGACCAUAAGGACAAGCACAAGGAGCAUCCCUCAAACCGCCACCACCCCAGCAGUCACAAGCAUUCCCACUCACACACUGGCGGCGGCGGCGGUGGCGGCAAGCACAGUGCUGAAGGAAUGCCUCCUGCUGUUCUGAGGAGUCCUGUUGGCCUGGGCACAGAUGGCAUUUCCUGUAGUUCCAGCUCUUCACGGAAGAAGCUGCAUAUCAAUGAUGCAUCUCACAACCAUCACUCCAAAAUGAGCAAAAGUUCCAAAAGUUCAGGUAGUUCAUCAUGUUCUUCCUCCUCUGUUAAGCAGUAUAUAUCCUCUCACAACUCUGUUUUUAACCAUCCCUUACCCCCUCCUCCCCCUGUCACAUACCAGGUGGGCUACGGACAUCUCAGCACCCUCGUGAAACUGGACAAGAAGCCAGUGGAGACCAACGGUCCUGAUGUCAGUCAUGAGUACAGUACAAACAGCCAGCAUAUGGACUACAAAGACACAUUCGACAUGCUGGACUCGCUGUUAAGUGCCCAAGGAAUGAACAUGUAAUCAUUUGUUUAGGUCAAUUUUUUCUUUACUUUUUUAAUUUAAAAGUUGUUAGAAUGGAAAACUUCCUCCUGAUCUUGCAGUGGUGACACCAGCUGUUGCUGCCACUGCUUCAGUAUUUGUAAGUGCUGCUUUAUUCUUCAUUCUGAAAAGAAGAGAUUAUAGUAAACAGGUCUUUAUCUCCACAUAUGAUAGUGUUAUAAAUACUGUAAAAGCAUGGAAGGUGCAAAACUCAGUAUUGCCACCAUUGCAGCUAAGAACAUUAGAAUGAAUGGCUGGCUGCUCCUAGGAAUAUAUAAGAUGCCUCAAGCAUUAGUUAUUUAUGAUUUGAUACUGUAGCUAUUUUUUGUUGUUGCUUGGCUUUUGAAUGAGUGUAAAUUGUUUUCUUUUGUUUAUUUAUACUUGUAUGUAUGAUUUGCAUGUUUCAGUGAUAAAGGGAUAAAACAGUAUACUGGCAACUGUUUACAAGAAAGUGGAGAAAAAUGUACAUACAUUUUUGUAUGUUUAGAUAUUACCAUAAAUACUCAGGAUUGGAGCUGCUUGUAAGUAUAACAAUAUACAGAAUAACUUUAUUUUAUCUUGUCGUAGUCCAUCACUAAUCUAAAACAACCGUGGCACUUUCUCAUGUUAACCUUAAACUCUAGGCCUUACUGGAAGCCACUGAAGGGGGACACUUCACUAGCAAAUGGGUAUGCAGUGCCGCAAGCGGUCAUGCACACUGUGAGGCCCUGAACUUUUGCCUUCAGAGGUUCUGACCAGGUCGGCUUCUGAAAUAGCCCCUGAUUUUCUGAAGGCUUGAAGAGGAAAAAUAAAGUUUACAUACUCUUGAUGUGAAGUGCAUUUAAAUGUUUGUUGGCUUGUUGCAGUACUAUAAACACAGAGCUGUUAAUCAUUGUUAUGUAGCUGUGAUUUGAAAACUAAAUUCACAAAAACUUACAUAAUGAAGAAUUAGUAAGUUUUUCCUCAAACAACUUUAACACUACAUAUUUCAACAGUAAACAGGGAUCCUUUUUCCUUUAGCAUUCAAAAUAACACCAUAUUCUUAAACAUACUGAAGUUUAAUAUUCUUAAACUCCCAUGUGUGUUUGUGUGUGAUGCUGUAUUUCUUUUUCAGGUAAAUGCAGUCUUCCUUAUAAAAACGAAACCUAUUGUGCUCUCAGUUAUUUUAUAUUCUAACAAUAAAUAAAAAGAAAAGAUCACUGACUGUGCAUUGUACCUGUAUUUAUAGCUUAUGGUUAUUAUCAGGAAGCUCUGUGAGAAGAAAGGUCAGCCUCCAGGUAAACAGCUAGUGGAGGCUUUACAUUUGUUUGCACAUCUCCGUAUAUUACUGUUGAGAUUAAGUUUGCACAGUCAUCUGACUUCUGAACAGACAGUAGACUUUAAUUUCUUUAAAAUUUAUCUUACACGCCAGUAAUAUAGCUCUGGUAUAUCACCUAAUCUUCAGUUUAUUCUGUGGUAAAUCUUUGAGCUGUUAAGUGUCUUUAAGAUGGGUGAAGAUGAAUUCAGCUUCUCUUGAACUGAAAAUUCUUUAAUUUUUCCUCUAUGUAUAUGAAUUAUUUUUGUUACAAAGCCACUGACAUGUGCACAAUUGUAAAUUUACUCGUAUGUUGCAGUUGUAAAUAGUAGAGUUUAAUCUUGUGCUCUACUUUUAUUUAGCAAUUACCUAAUUUGCCAGUAGCUUUAUAAUUAUUUUUAAGGUAAUUGUUCAUUAUUUUUGUCAAUGUUAUUUGAACUUAGGAUACUAGAAGCCUCUUUUUAGGGACUAUGCCUAGAUAGCAUGUCCUAACAUUUGUUUUUGUCCUACAUAACUUUAGUAAUCUUUGUCAGUACAUACAUGUAACUUUGUUGCUCUGUAUGGCAUAUUAUUGUAUCCAUAAACAUGGUAAUUUUUAUACAAUUAUACUUUUACAGUGGUACAUAAUAAUCCAAGGACUUAGUAUAGAGUUAAACUGAGUGCAAGAUGAGGGAGGGUAGGGUUUUUGUUCUUGGUGAUUUAGAUAUAAAACCUCUAAAGAGCUAUCAUGUGAAAUGACAUAGAGUGGUUGUGCUACUGUAUAAUUGGGAGUGAUAAUACCAGGAAUUUUAAUAAGAUUUUGUAAAGAAUAUCCAGAAAAGUAGUGAACUUAUUUUCAGUAUGACAUAGAGAACAAUGUGAAUAUUUAAGGUCUGUGACUAUACUUAAACUUCACUAAGAAUUUGCAGAAUUGUUUUGAGAUGUGAGAAUAAAAGUAAUUUUGUUGAAUCUUUAUUGGUGCUAAUGAUGGACAGUUUAAAAAGGUAGUUAGUGUAUAUUGUUAUGGAUCAGUACUUAUUAGUACUUCCAAAAUUGAAUUUGAAAUGCUAUGUAUUCACUUUUCACUCUGUAAAUGUAAUUCUUUACAAUGAUUUUAUUUAUUAAAGGGCAGCCAGUUGUAAUUUUUACAGGAUUGUGUGAGCUAUUCAAACUAUAACCUCUGAACAGGAUAUUAGCUUCCAAAACCACAGUGGAGAUGUGUAUAUGGAAAUCCUUUUUAAGUUUCAUUUCCAUUAAAUCAAAACCCUUAUAAUUCAUAUACCAUGAAUUUGCUUUAACCAUCUCAUUUGCAUAAAGUCAUUCAUCAGUCUGGUCCCAAUAGGCUCAACCAAAGAAAAAGACUCCAAUGAAUGGACAUUAUUACUGAGUCUUGCGAGUAGCCAUAAAUAAACCAAAAUAGUAUCAAAUUUAGGUAUGAAAUUCCACAUGUGCAACGUACUGUUAAGGUGAUACAUUUUUGAUGAGAUUUUUUUUUAAUAUUUGAAAUAUUAAAAAACAUUAUCUUCAAACAUCCUAUAA
Messenger RNA from Manis pentadactyla (Chinese pangolin), 6686 nucleotides. RefSeq names its product cyclin T2 (gene CCNT2). Lineage: Eukaryota; Metazoa; Chordata; Mammalia; Pholidota; Manidae. Gene Ontology annotation, cellular component: nucleus; cyclin/CDK positive transcription elongation factor complex. Bases 2090 to 3877 code for a protein of 595 amino acids. Gene Ontology annotation, biological process: regulation of transcription by RNA polymerase II; positive regulation of DNA-templated transcription, elongation. The transcript has 6 exons. The record is from RefSeq and is a predicted model, not a curated record. Gene Ontology annotation, molecular function: cyclin-dependent protein serine/threonine kinase activator activity.